Aspergillus welwitschiae is the source of this 372-nucleotide messenger RNA. RefSeq lists its product as uncharacterized. The transcript has a single exon. Lineage: Eukaryota; Fungi; Ascomycota; Eurotiomycetes; Eurotiales; Aspergillaceae. The coding region runs from base 1 to 372 and encodes 123 amino acids. The record is from RefSeq and is a predicted model, not a curated record.
AUGUCAUCGACGUUAACUAAGGAACAAGUCACCCGCAGGGAGAGCUAUCUCAGACAGCGAAACAAGAUUGAUUCGAUUGAGAAAGAAGAGCUUCUUCCGCUUCUCGAGCAGCGAUGGGAUAUGUGCUACAAGGUCUGCGACAGAUUCGAAAUCGACAAUCUUCUAGAACUUUACCGAGAUGCAUAUCGACCAAAUACCUCUCCACAGAAGAUCUCGGAGAUAAUCCAGCAGAUUGAACUGACCAUCAAACUCUCCCUCUUACAGCGGCUCCCGGUGGGUUCUAGGGAUUAUUAUAAGGAUUUCAGCCUUGAAAGGCUAUAUGAGGAUGUUACACGUCUGUAUGGUGUCGUUAAAUUUCUGGAUGUGGUAUGA